Malaclemys terrapin pileata is the source of this 8596-nucleotide messenger RNA. It is a transcript of the gene ZBTB46, whose product is annotated as zinc finger and BTB domain containing 46. The record is from RefSeq and is a predicted model, not a curated record. Gene Ontology annotation, molecular function: protein binding; DNA-binding transcription factor activity, RNA polymerase II-specific; RNA polymerase II cis-regulatory region sequence-specific DNA binding. NCBI's taxonomy places the organism in Eukaryota, Metazoa, Chordata, Testudines, Emydidae. Gene Ontology annotation, biological process: regulation of transcription by RNA polymerase II. Bases 490 to 2520 code for a protein of 676 amino acids. The transcript has 8 exons.
UCCCCCCCCCUCAUCCCCACCCGUGAGGAGAGACAUUGAGUGACCGAAGGAGCCAAAGCUCCGGCCGCUCCGAGACCCCGCUCCCCUGCCUGGGGCCCAGGGGAAUUUUCCAGCUGGUAAUUUCUGCUGCGUCAACACCCAGCUCAAGGGAGAGGAGAGGAGACAAGGGGGCAUUUUCACAGCAGCUCCACUUGCAAAUAACAAGCCUGAAUUCUGGCUCCAGAAUUAAAAACCUUUCCACCCCCCAAAAAUCAGCAUCUGUGCAAGUUGGACCAAGAGUUUGUCAAGAGUGUGGUUCAAAACUGCUUGGAAAAAGGGAUGAGUUACAGGACAGUUGAUGAACCUUCCAAAGCCUAUUACCAGAAACGCUUUCCCUCCGUUCAUUAAAACAUGUAUGGUGUACCAUGACACCUCGUGGCAUUUAUCUUUACUAAAGAAAACAAUUUUCAACUAUUGAGUCUGUGGACGAGAAAACACAAAGAUUCCCAAAUGAAUAACCGAAAGGAAGAUAUGGAGAUUGCCUCCCAUUACCGUCAUCUGCUUCGUGAGCUCAAUGAGCAGAGACAGCAUGGCAUCCUCUGUGAUGUUUGCAUUAUAGUGGAGGGGAAGAUCUUUAAGGCUCACAAAAAUGUUCUGCUCGGGAGCAGCCGCUACUUCAAGACUCUUUACUGCCAGGUGCAGAAGACAUCUGACCAGGCCACAGUCACUCAUUUAGACAUUGUAACUGCACAGGGCUUUAAAGCCAUCAUUGACUUCAUGUAUUCUGCACACUUAGCAUUGACGAGCAGAAAUGUCAUUGAGGUGAUGUCAGCUGCUAGCUAUCUUCAAAUGACUGAUAUUGUACAAGCUUGUCACAAUUUCAUAAAAGCAGCUCUUGACAUAAGUAUAAAGUCUGAUGCCUCAGAUGAUCUUGUUGAUUAUGAACUUGGGGCCGCUUCCAGCAGUAGUACAGAUGCUUUGAUUUCAGCAGUGGUGGCUGGUAGGAGUAUUUCUCCGUGGUUAGCUCGACGAACAAGUCCAGCGAACUCUUCUGGAGAUUCGGCCAUUGCUAGCUGUCAUGAAGGAGGGAGCAGUUAUGGAAAAGAGGAUCAGGAACCAAAAACAGAUAGCCACGAUGACAUUUCAUCCCAGUCUCUUUGGUCCAGUGACAUGGGCUAUGGGUCUUUGCGUAUCAAAGAGGAGCAAAUUUCACCAUCUCACUAUGGAGGGAAUGAAUUGCGUUCUGCCAAGGAUAGUGCAAUACAGAACAGUUUCUCAGAACAAGGAGCAGGGGAUGGCUGGCAACCCACUGGACGCAGAAAGAAUAGAAAAAAUAAAGAAACUGUGCGUCAUAUUACACAGCAAGUAGAGACUGACAGCCAGGCAAGCUCUCCAGUGCCAUCUUUUUUAUCUGCCUCAGGAUGGCCAUACAACAGUCGUGACUCAAGUGCUGAUGUGACAGAACCCAGCAAUUCGGAUAGCCGAGUGGAGAGAUCAGACCUUUACACAAAUGUUGAUGAAGCACUCCUAGGAGGUGAUGCUAGCUACCUAUCUCAGCCUCUUACCCCGGAGAAGGAUGAUGCACUUCAGGCUGCGACAGUUGCUAACCUGCGCGCAGCCCUCAUGAGUAAGAACAGCUUGUUAUCUCUGAAAGCUGACAUGCUGGGAGAGGACAGUUCUCUGCUAUUCGAGUACUUACCCAAAGGCACACAUUCUUUAUCUCGGCCUGGUGCCAACUUGAAUCGUUCAAGGGGCGAAUUUGAUGGCAAAGUGGAAGCACCAUCUCCCCUGCUGCCUUCAUCACACCUUGCCACUCAGAGCCCCCCUGUGAUCUCCUGUUCUGGUGAAAUGUCACCAGAAACCAUGAUAAAAGGAAAGCUGUCUUCCUCGGCUCAGGCCCCCUGUGAUGGAUUUUUAGCACUGUGGCAGUUUGACAACUCUGACACAGAUAUAAACAUUUCAAGAUCUGAAGAUGACUUAAGGAAUGAAGGCCUGUUCUCGGAUUCAACCUUAACCGAGAGUCUGACUUGUGGUUUCUGCAGGAGGGUUUUUGAGUGCACUGAAAAGUUGAAGGAGCACAUACACGAGCAUGCUUUUUCCAUGAUUCUUCCUUUUGACUUAAUUGACUGUGCCAGACCUGUGCUCAUUGACCUCACUGAUCAUGUGUCCCAGGAUCAGCUUGCCCGUUUCCAAUGUUCUAAGUGCCCUGCAAGCUUCACACUAAAAUCAAAUAUGGAUAGGCAUGAAAAGACAAUCCACUUUAACCACAAGAAGAUGCAGUGUCCUGACUGCUUAAAACUCUUCCGAGACAAAACAGAUCUGAACCGGCAUCUCAUGUCCGUGCACUCAGAUGAACGUACCUUUGUGUGUCUCUUUUGCAGCAAAGGUUUUGGUACACAAAAGAAUCUCACUACUCAUAUGAAAGUGUGUUACCUGGGCUCUGCCCAGCCAAUGGGUGAAGAAGUUCUGGAUCGUGUGGAUCAAAAUCAGGAACCUGAGGAGGUCCAUCAAAGCUGUAUUAAGGAAAUGAGAAAAUCAUGAAAUUGGAGGGAGAUGGGAUCACAUGUUUUAGGAAUUUAUUUUUUAUUAAAUCCAUAAAUUAAGAGGCGUAUAUUGCUGCAUUGUUACUUGCCGAAAAUGGGUUUACCAUUGGAUAAGCUAUAACACUAUAAUAAUUCCCAGAUAUUGGACAGAUUGGUCAGGCAUUAUUUCAGUUCCAGAUUUUGUAAACUAAAAACUCUAAUUAGAAUCAAGAUGCAAUUUUGUGUAAGAAUAUUUUUGAUAGAUAAUAUAAUGGUAUUUUGGAUUACUCCUGAUUAGAGGUUGCAUUCCCUUUAAAUUUUUACAUGUCAUGAUUAAGAGCUUUGGCUUGUGUAUUUUUUAAAUAUAAGCUCAAGCCUUUAGAGAAGAUUUAAUUUGUUAUACAGAGAUAAUGGUUUUAAAGAUAAUUAAUUUAUUUUUAAAAGCAGUUUUAAAAGAUUUCUUUGUAAACAUAGCAAUUCAUGGCAGUAUGUUAUUUGCUGUCCCUAUGUACUGUGGGGGUCUUUAUGAAUGGAAAUGAUCAGUGAUUGUAAACAUUUCCUUGGUUUAAAAUUCUGCUUUAUGGGUUCUGUUAAAAAUAGUCUCAAAUGGAUUAUUGAGAAGUAUACAGGAUAACUGCAUUUGGGAGUGGAAGAGGGCGUGUCUCUGUGUCAACUUUGUCAUCUAAGGAGAUUUCCUCCUCUGAUGUUAGGCAUUACACAGUUAAACUAUAAGCUUGUUCUGUACUGCAGCUAAAGUGAAUCUGUUCUGAAAAGUACAAAUUCCAGCAGAUCUCAGGCAUGGGAAGAGGAAGGUAGUCCUACCAGAAAAGGUGAAGCUGGCCUGCUGUUUAAUACAAUUAGACUAUGGCAUUUUGAGAUUUUUUUUUUUUAAACUUCCUUUGGCUUCCUGCCAAUGUAUCAUGUAUGUGCACUCAGCCACUUCCUCUUCCCUAAAACACUCUGGUUGUUGCCUGUAUUAGGUGAGAAACUCUGUUGAACCACUGUGCAAGUAUUUCUGCUUUGCUGAAUGUCUUCAUUUAUAUUAGUUUUUAAAACCACAUAAAACUUCUGGAAUGCUAUUGGACAAAGAUUAGAUUUAUAUUGCAUCAAACAGAUUAUAAAAGAAACAGAACAACAACAAAAGACCUAAACUUUGCAAUUGCACAACUGUGGGAUUGAGUUGCUAGUUCCAUCUCUGGCCCAAACUGCCAGUUAAUGAAAGUACUUUGCUAUCACCAAAUGCCACAAGCUAUUUAUAAAGAAGUCCAGUUUUCUGUAUCAUAUUUAGAAACUCUGUGCUACUUGGGCAUGGUUCUAUACUAGGAUUUUUUUUAAAUUGCUGCAGGGUUAAGAACAUUAGAUUAUUUAGUAUGCUGCUGAAUGUUACCUGGAGUUAUUUUCUAUAUCUAUGAGUAAGAAUGUGGCAUUCAAAAACUAAGUUUCUUCAAGUGUUUUAACUCUGUCAAUUGGUCUGUACAUUGUGGUUGAGCCAGCCCAAUUGAAUGUACAUAAAAAUAGAUCCUCUUGCUUCAAAAAGCCUAAUACUAUAUAGUGGAGACAGUGGAGCUUGACAAUCAGCCACUGUUACUGGAAGGUUGAAGUCUAACAAUAGUUCCCAUUUAAUUACUUUGGUUCAAUUAUUUGAAAGCUGUGAACUGUUUAACUCACAGCUUGCUAUUUAUUUUCAUACAAAUACAUAUUAGUUUAAUUACUCUAACAAUUGCUGUAGUUUAAGCAGGGCAGGGAGGCAAGUGGGGCAAUUUGCCCCGAGCCACGCAGGGGCCCCAAAAGAGUUUUUCGGGGCCCCUGGAGCGGUGUCCUUCACUCGCUCCGGAGGUCCCGGAAAUCUCUCGCAGGGCCUGGGCCCCCGGAGCGUCUUCCGCUCCGGGUCUUCGGCAGCAAUUCGGCGGCGGGGGGUCCUUCUGCUCCAGGACCCGCCACCGAAGUGCCCUGAAGACCCGCGGCGGGGGGUCCUUCCGCCCCAGGACCCGCCGCCAAAGUGCCGGGUCUUCAGCAGCAAUUGAACGACAGGGGCCCCCCACCGCCGAAGACCCUAGGCCCCCUGAAUCAUCUGUGCGGCCCUGAGUUUAAGGCACAGUAAGUGUGCUUUUCAAAUACUCUCCACAAUGCACAAGUUGUCAGCAACUUGGUCUGGUGCUUAAGGGUUAUGUAAUGUGUUGGGGUUAAUUUGUAUAUUGGUUCUUUUGAUGUGUGUGACAACAUAACUAGGAAACAAUAACAAAACUUUUAGAAGUCGUAGUCCUAUGAUUUCUCCAAAGUAGUUCUCUUGUAGCAUGGCCAUACCUCAGGAAAACAAGGCAGGGAAAUGCUUAGUUUUGCACAAACAAUAUUGUAUACUUGUAGGAUGAUUAAACAUUAAGGGCCAGAUUCUUUAGCCUGCUAAAUCCACUUUUGCAAGCUGCACAAAGUGGGCAUAAAACAGCUGAAGAUGGCCAGUGGAGAAUUUCUCAUGCAGAGGAACUGUCUACCAGUGGAAAGCUGGAAGAGGUGGCUCUACCACCCCCAGCAUGGAGGAGAAGUGGUGCCUUCUGGAGCACUGAUCUACUACACUCUGUCUUCCUCUGGUGUAAAUUAUAUCUGCUUCACUGCAGCUCUAAUUUGCACCAGAGCUGGGUGGCUUAGGGCCAGGAAGCCGCAAACACCACUCAACCUCACCCCCACCGUGUCUGAGCAGAUCACAGACAGUUUGAGAGUCUGUUCCUCUGUAACAAUUAUGGCACAUAUCGUGUUAAUUGAUAUAGCAAGAAAGUCAUAUUAAACACUCCUUUGUCCAUAUAAUGCUUUCCCCUUAUUGAUUAUUGAUAUAUGUAUAAAUAAGCCUUAGAAUCAACCUGCUCCUCCUGUUAUGCACAUGACUAAUCUGCCUAUUUGAUGUUUGGCAAUUGCUAAGUAAAUUUACUGUGCUCUUUGGCAGAUGGGAGAGGAGGUGGGAAGGAACUGAGCAGUGAGAGGGAACUGUGAAAAAUCUCUCUGCCCCCAUGAAAAAUAUCUGUGGCAUUAUGGAAGCAGCAAAUGAGGGCUUAUCUAGACCAUAUCGGAAAGGGAGCAUGAGUAACCACAGCAUACCUAAAAGGACUGUUGCCUCAUGACAGAGUCAUAGUCAUAAAGUUUAAGGCAACGGGGCUACUAAAGGGUCUGACCUCUUUAUCGCAGGGCACCAACACCCUCACACUAAUCCCAACUAACCCAAAGUAUUACAACCCAUAGGAAGUUACUGUUAUGUGCCACAGGCAGAUAUAAUGGCCAUAUUAAAUACUUAUUGGGGGUGGGGGUUUCCCCAUGUACAAGGGAAUUAAUACCUGUGUAACAUCAGUCACAAAUCUGGCUCCUAUCUGAUUUCUUCAGUGAUGCUUCGGUUCAGUCAUUGGAACUCAAAUUGCCACAAUGGUAAUAAAUGUAGUGAAACACAUAUGGAACUGUUAAAGUCACUGAAUACAUCUUAUAAAUAGAAGGAGUAGGUGGAUCAUGAAAGAAGACCCUUGAUCAUUUCUUCCUCUUUUCUCUCAUUCUAACCAACGCUCUGCUGGUUCUCUGAUUUUUGUAGCAUUUUCUGCAGAGUUUGUUGUUUUGAGGUUUUUAAGUUUGUCCUUUAUUUUGUGUUGUUCUUUGUGAAAGUGUCUAGAUAACAUUCUUUCAACUAGAUUAGCCCUGUCAUUUCCCUAAUGUUUAAGGGACUUGAUUGAAUUAAUUUAACAUCCAAAUGAGAUCACAUAGGUGUGGAAGAAAUUAUUUUCUACUAGACAGGUUAAUUAGGCAUUUUAUUGUAAUAUGUACAGUUAAUACCUAUGGUAUUGAUUCCUGACACCUGUGCAAAUAUUUAUCAAACUUCUUGAGUGACUUGCAAGUUCUUGUCUUCACGGAUAGGAGCAAAUUAAUUAAAAACACCCCAAACAUUAGAAUUUCAGGAAACAAUAUAACAGAUGUUAUAUAGUUGUAAUAGAAAACUUUCUUAAACUUGUAUUUUUAAGUUCAGAAUUAGGAAGUAGGAGAAGAUGUGAUAGGGAUUAUUGGUUUUACUAUGUAAAUAACAAAAAUUGCAGUUUGAGCUUAAAAAUAUAAAAUGCAGUCUAAUGUGUAAAAGGAAAGGGAAAAAACUUGCCUCAGGUUAUUUUGUGAAAUACUUCUUGGCAUCCAAAAGAUUCAGUAUUCCAAUAAUUGUCAUGCAGUAACACAGCAGAUGCAUAAGUUACAGAUUUAUAGAAUAAAAUGUAGUUUUAUAUAGCACCUUUAUGCAAUAGUUAUGUGGUGUUUUACAGAACAGCUACUGGUAUUGAUGUAACUAUAUAGGAAAUGUAGCAGCUGUUUCUGAGGCCUGGUCUACACUUUUGGGGGGCGGGGGGGAGGAAAUCAAUCUAAGUUACACAACUUCAGCUAUGUGAAUAACGUAGCUGAAGUCGACAUACUUAGAUCUACUCACCGCGAUGUCUUCUCUGUGGGAAGUCGACAGCUGACGCUCUCCCGUCGACUCCACCUGCGCCUCUUGACCUGGUGGAGUAGUCGUCGGGAGAGCGCUCGGAGGUCGAUUUAUCGCGUCUAGAUUAGACGCGAUAAAUCGACCCCCGCUGGAUCAAUCGCUGCCCAUCUAUCCAGCGGGUAAUGUAGACAAGCCCUGAGAGGGAGAAUUUUGGUCAGGAAACAAGUUUUCCCUUUAAUUUAAAAAAAUAUUUAAUUUCCAUAGAAUCAGGAGAAAUGGCUUUUGGUUUACAUCUUGUCUUAAGGAUGGCAAUUCUAAUAACACACCAAAUGAAAUAAUAUAUUGCAGUCUUACAGUAGUGGACAACUGAAGCAGGGGAAUGCCAAACAAUAUAUGGCACAGAACUGAUCUAGUUACUGCACAGGAUUCCAGAAAUUCUGUCUCCGUAAUUUGGGAUUUUGAAUUAUGAACAUAUCUUUUGGGGGGUCCUGAUGGUAGCAAUCAGCAAUAAAGAGAAAUAAUUAUGAAUAAUUGUUGCAAAUGAGAUAAGCAAGAUAUUAAGAAAGCAUAAAUUUAGCUGUGGGGCUUUUUGUUGCGCGGGGGGAGGGGAGGAGGGAGGGAGAGAGUUGUCUACAAAUCUUCCAAACUGCAGACAAACCUUACAAUAAAAUUUCUUCUGUAGACAAUGUGAUGCUAAAUGAAAUGGGUUCCCUUUAUCACUGACUUGGAGUGCAUAUUCAAAACUAGAGUGGAAAUAACAUCAUUGAUAUGAAUAUGUUACAUGAUGGGACUAAUGCAUAUUAACUUUGCAUAACAGGUUUUUUUCCUAUAUCAUCUAGGCAUUUGUCAGUGUUUAGCAGUGACAGUCGACAGACCAGAUUUAUACUUUUGAAAAAGUUUUAAUCUUUCUCCAUUGGGAAUUUGUUUGGAGUUUAUUUAGAUUUUCAAACAGGUUUUUUUACAAAUUUAUGCAGGAAAUGCAUGUACAAACCAGGGUAGUGUUAAAUCUGUACAUCACUUUUUCAGGUGGGGAAGCGGGAGGGGAGCUAACAUGUAUUAGCAAGGAGAGAAUUCUAAAAAUGUAAAACAAUGAAAAUUUACCUCAGUGAAACUAGAUAGAUGACUUGAGACAGUAAUGCCAAAGUUUUUGUAGUGUUGCUGGAUAAUUUUUUUUAAAACACUCAUUUUAUAUAAAUGUAUUUAUAAAAUUAUUUGUUUUUGUUUAAAAAUGCAGCUCUGUUCGUUAUGCAUAUUUCAUUUCUUGGUGCUAUUCCUCAUUUAGAGAUUUGCCAUGUAUCGCUGUUGGUAAUGAUCUUGGUAAUCUGGUCAAUAUCGUUUCCUUGUUUACAGAUGCUGCUAUUUCUACGUGUUGUAAAUAUUUAAUAUUAGCCUUUUUAUUUAGAGCAAAUAGUUUGUACAUUUAAACUUUGUCAUUUAGACAAAAAAAUUCAUUGUCUGUCCAUACCAAGGUUACUAUAUUGUUGACUAAAUAUACAUGCUUAUAGGUAUGUGUUUAACAGAUAGUGCUGUGAAACUCUAAAAUGAAACUGUAUUAAAGUUUUUCUAAUGAUGCUUUUAUUUUUCAAGUUUUUAGUUUAUAGAUGCAGAAUUAAAAACAUAUGGAUAUUUGACAAAAUAUUUAGUUUUUAAUAAAAUUAUA